GGGGGCGGGUCCCAGCGGUGCGAUGGUGUCCCAGCCGGAAGUCUAAACCUGACCCAGGGUAUGGUCGCACCCUCCGCGGCCCAGAGGGAGCUGAGCGCUCACCCGCCGGGGACCCGGGAAGGGACGCGGCCGGAGUUAGCACAACUGAAGGCGGACCCCCCGGGGACCGGCGCCCUCGGGCGGUGCGUGAGGCUGGCGACCGUGUGGCUUCGUAGUUCCGGGAGUGCGCGGCACCCGCGGCCGCCGCCGCCGCCGCCACCACCACCACCACUGCUGCGGCUGCUGCUACUGCUGUCAGGACUGGUGCGGAAGGGAGCGGCAGAGAGUCCCUGGGGGUUGCCCUUGGUGGCCGAUGGCCCAGCUUCCAUGGCAAAGGUGGUGAUGGCAGAACUGGCAAACCUGAAGUUAGAAAACAAGUCAUGGCCUAGAGUUUGUGUUUCCACAGGGACGCACUCCCUCCGCUACCACUACCUGGACCUGUCAGAGCCGGGCCCGAGCCUCCCUAAGUUUCUGGCUGUAGGCUACGUGGAUGAUCAGCCUUUUAUCCGGUAUGACAGUCGUGUGGACAAAGCUGAGCCCCAGGCUCCAUGGAUUAUACCCAUGAAUGCCAAGUACUGGGAGAAGGAGACCAAGAAGCAGAGGAAAUGGGCAGAGAUUCACAAGGUGGUGACAUGGCAAACGAUGGGCUACCACAACCACAGCAGCGGCAUGCACAGCACUCACCGCAUGUUUGGCUGUGAGAUCCAGGAAGAUGGCCAGUCCAGCAGCUUCUGGCAGUUUGGCUAUGAUGGGCAAGACCACGUGUCACUGGACAUGGAAACUCUGAGUUGGGUGUCAGCUAACCCCGUGGCUCUGUUGACCAAGCGUAGAAUGGAGACAGAGCACUGCUAUGCUGAGUACAACAAAGCCUACCUGGAAGGCCCCUGUCUCGCCUCCCUGCGCAGAUACCUGGAGCUGGGAGGCCAGAGAUUCACACGUAGAGAACCACCCACAGUACGGGUGACAAAGCACUCAGCCCAGGACGGGGGUACCACCCUGAGAUGCUGGGCCCUGGGCUUCUAUCCACAAGACAUCUCACUGAGCUGGUGGCUGGGUGAGAAGAAGUUGAAUUCAAAGCUUGAGUAUGUGGAGGCACGCCCCAGUGGAGAUGGCACCUAUCAGAUGUGGAUGGCCGUGUGGGUGCCGGCUGGAGAUGAGACCCAGUACACAUGCCAUGUGCAGCACUGCAGCCUGAAUCACACGCUCACUGUGUCCUGGGAAAUGCCCUCUCAUCCAGGACUUAUGGCCAUGGUUAUCUCUCUCAUCCUGAUCUUGCUGGUGAUUGGUGGUGGUGUGAGUUUGACCAAGUGCCUUCAAGCCAGGAAUAAGGAACCUUACGAGCAACCCCCAGGUGACUGUGAUUAAGAGGACCCCCAUAAUUCUCAAAGCCCAGCAAGAUCAGGAGCUGCUCAACUCAUCUCCUGACAGAAGGCACUGUCACAGAUCAAGGAGGUGUUUUGUGGGGUGUUAGGGGGCCUGAAGGCCUCCUGCCAUCUAAUUAUUUCUGGUUUGGGGGGUGGGAAGGGGGGGCAGUAGUAAUCCCUCAGGUCCUCUUACACUUGACAAUUUGCAGAGUGAUUUCAUGUUAAUUGUAAAUACCACUUGAGCUUCUCAGGCA
Bubalus bubalis (water buffalo) is the source of this 1657-nucleotide messenger RNA. Its product is annotated as H-2 class I histocompatibility antigen, Q10 alpha chain. The record is from RefSeq and is a predicted model, not a curated record. The transcript has 8 exons. Gene Ontology annotation, biological process: immune response. The coding region runs from base 61 to 1404 and encodes 447 amino acids. Lineage: Eukaryota; Metazoa; Chordata; Mammalia; Artiodactyla; Bovidae. Gene Ontology annotation, cellular component: external side of plasma membrane.